This is a messenger RNA of Eimeria tenella, 4560 nucleotides long. RefSeq lists its product as uncharacterized. NCBI's taxonomy places the organism in Eukaryota, Apicomplexa, Conoidasida, Eucoccidiorida, Eimeriidae. The transcript has 2 exons. The record is from RefSeq and is a predicted model, not a curated record. The coding region runs from base 1 to 4560 and encodes 1519 amino acids.
AUGGGCGUGUUGCCUAAGAAGGCAGCGGAAGGUGGCGCGAAGGCGGCGGCUGAAGCGGGUUUGAAGGCAGGGGAGGGCGAGUCAGAGGCGAAGGCAGCAGAAGGCGGCGAUGCGAAGAGCGUGUCUGGGGUCGAUGCGAAGGCUGGACCUGUUGCGUCGUCGAAGGCGGGUGCUGGGCCUUUGUUGCUUGCGAAGAAGUCGAUGGGCGUGUUGCCUAAGAAGGCAGCGGAAGCUGGCGCGAAGGCGGCGGCUGAAGCGGGUUUGAAGGCAGGGGAGGUCGAGUCAGAGGCGAAGGCAGCAGAAGGCGGCGAUGCGAAGGCUGGACCCGUUGCAUCGUCGAAGGCAGGGCCUGGGCCUGCGUUGCUUGCGAAGAAGUCGAUAAGUUUGUUGCCUAAGAAGGCAGCGGAACCUGGCGCGAAGGCGGCGGCUGAAGCGGGUUUGAAGGCAGGGGAGGUCGAGUCAGAGGCGAAGGCAGCAGAAGGCGGCGAUGCGAAGGCUGGACCUGUUGCAUCGUCGAAGGCAGGGCCUGGGCCUGCGUUGCUUGCGAAGAAGUCGAUAGGUUUGUUGCCUAAGAAGGCAGCGGAAGGUGGCGCGAAGGCGGCGGCUGAAGCGGGUUUGAAGGCAGGGGAGGGCGAGUCAGAGGCGAAGGCAGCAGAAGGCGCCGAUGCGAAGGCUGGACCUGUUGCGUCGUCGAAGGCGGGUGCUGGGCCUUUGUUGCUUGCGAAGAAGUCGAUGGGCGUGUUGCCUAAGAAGGCAGCGGAAGGUGGCGCGAAGGCGGCGGCUGAAGCGGGUUUGAAGGCAGGGGAGGGCGAGUCAGAGGCGAAGGCAGCAGAAGGCAGCGAUGCGAAGAGCGUGUCUGGGGUCGAUGCGAAGGCUGGACCUGUUGCGUCGUCGAAGGCGGGUGCUGGGCCUUUGUUGCUUGCGAAGAAGUCGAUGGGCGUGUUGCCUAAGAAGGCAGCGGAAGCUGGCGCGAAGGCGGCGGCUGAAGCGGGUUUGAAGGCAGGGGAGGGCGAGUCAGAGGCGAAGGCAGCAGAAGGCGCCGAUGCGAAGAGCGUGUCUGGGGUCGAUGCGAAGGCUGGACCUGUUGCGUCGUCGAAGGCGGGUGCUGGGCCUGCGUUGCUUGCGAAGAAGUCGAUGGGCGUGUUGCCUAAGAAGGCAGCGGAAGCUGGCGCGAAGGCGGCGGCUGAAGCGGGUUUGAAGGCAGGGGAGGUCGAGUCAGAGGCGAAGGCAGCAGAAGGCGCCGAUGCGAAGGCUGGACCUGUUGCAUCGUCGAAGGCGGGUGCUGGGCCUGCGUUGCUUGCGAAGAAGUCGAUGGGCGUGUUGCCUAAGAAGGCAGCGGAACCUGGCGCGAAGGCGGCGGCUGAAGCGGGUUUGAAGGCAGGGGAGGGCGAGUCAGAGGCGAAGGCAGCAGAAGGCGGCGAUGCGAAGAGCGUGUCUGGGGUCGAUGCGAAGGCUGGACCUGUUGCGUCGUCGAAGGCGGGUGCUGGGCCUGCGUUGCUUGCGAAGAAGUCGAUGGGUGUGUUGCCUAAGAAGGCAGCGGAAGCUGGCGCGAAGGCGGCGGCUGAAGCGGUUUUGAAGGCAGGGGAGGGCGAGUCAGAGGCGAAGGCAGCAGAAGGCGGCGAUGCGAAGAGCGUGUCUGGGGUCGAUGCGAAGGCUGGACCUGUUGCGUCGUCGAAGGCGGGUGCUGGGCCUGCGUUGCUUGCGAAGAAGUCGGUGGGCGUGCUGCCUAAGAAGGCAGCGGAAGCUGGCGCGAAGGCGGCGGCUGAAGCGGCUUUGAAGGCAGGGGAGGGCGAGUCAGAGGCGAAGGCAGCAGAAGGCGGCGAUGCGAAGAGCGUGUCUGGGGUCGAUGCGAAGGCUGGACCUGUUGCGUCGUCGAAGGCGGGUGCUGGGCCUGCAUUGCUUGCGAAGAAGUCGAUGGGCGUGUUGCCUAAGAAGGCAGCGGAACCUGGCGCGAAGGCGGCGGCUGAAGCGGGUUUGAAGGCAGGGGAGGGCGAGUCAGAGGCGAAGGCAGCAGAAGGCGGCGAUGCGAAGGCUGGACCUGUUGCGUCGUCGAAGGCGGGUGCUGGGCCUGCGUUGCUUGCGAAGAAGUCGAUGGGCGUGUUGCCUAAGAAGGCAGCGGAACCUGGCGCGAAGGCGGCGGCUGAAGCGGGUUUGAAGGCAGGGGAGGGCGAGUCAGAGGCGAAGGCAGCAGAAGGCGGCGAUGCGAAGAGCGUGUCUGGAGUCGAUGCGAAGGCUGGACCUGUUGCGUCGUCGAAGGCGGGUGCUGGGCCUGCGUUGCUUGCGAAGAAGUCGAUGGGCGUGUUGCCUAAGAAGGCAGCGGAAGCUGGCGCGAAGGCGGCGGCUGAAGCGGGUUUGAAGGCAGGGGAGGGCGAGUCAGAGGCGAAGGCAGCAGAAGGCGGCGAUGCGAAGAGCGUGUCUGGGGUCGAUGCGAAGGCUGGACCUGUUGCGUCGUCGAAGGCGGGUGCUGGGCCUGCGUUGCUUGCGAAGAAGUCGAUGGGCGUGUUGCUUAAGAAGGCAGCGGAACCUGGCGUGAAGGCGACGGCUGAAGCGGGUUUGAAGGCAGGGGAGGUCGAGUCAGAGGCGAAGGCAGCAGAAGGCGCCGAUGCGAAGGCUGGACCUGUUGCAUCGUCGAAGGCAGGGCCUGGGCCUGCGUUGCUUGCGAAGAAGUCGAUAGGUUUGUUGCCUAAGAAGGCAGCGGAAGGUGGCGCGAAGGCGGCGGCUGAAGCGAGUUUGAAGGCAGGGGAGGGCGAGUCAGAGGCGAAGGCAGCAGAAGGCGCCGAUGCGAAGGCUGGACCUGUUGCAUCGUCGAUGGCGGGUGCUGGGCCUGCGUUGCUUGCGAAGAAGUCGAUAGGUUUGUUGCCUAAGAAGGCAGCGGAAGGUGGCGCGAAGGCGGCGGCUGAAGCGGGUUUGAAGGCAGGGGAGGGCGAGUCAGAGGCGAAGGCAGCAGGAAGCGGCGAUGCGAAGAGCGUGUCUGGGGUCGAUGCGAAGGCUGGACCUGUUGCGUCGUCGAAGGCGGGUGCUGGGCCUGCGUUGCUUGCGAAGAAGUCGAUGGGCGUGUUGCCUAAGAAGGCAGCGGAACCUGGCGCGAAGGCGGCGGCUGAAGCGGGUUUGAAGGCAGGGGAGGGCGAGUCAGAGGCGAAGGCAGCAGAAGGCGGCGAUGCGAAGAGCGUGUCUGGGGUCGAUGCGAAGGCUGGACCUGUUGCGUCGUCGAAGGCGGGUGCUGGGCCUGCGUUGCUUGCGAAGAAGGCGGUGGGCGUGCUGCCUAAGAAGGCAGCGGAAGCUGGCGCGAAGGCGGCGGCUGAAGCGGGUUUGAAGGCAGGGGAGGGCGAGUCAGAGGCGAAGGCAGCAGAAGGCGGCGAUGCGAAGAGCGUGUCUGGGGUCGAUGCGAAGGCUGGACCUGUUGCGUCGUCGAAGGCGGGUGCUGGGCCUGCGUUGCUUGCGAAGAAGUCGAUGGGCGUGUUGCCUAAGAAGGCAGCGGAAGCUGGCGCGAAGGCGGCGGCUGAAGCGGGGGAGGGCGAGUCAGAGGCGAAGGCAGCAGAAGGCGGCGAUGCGAAGAGCGUGUCUGGGGUCGAUGCGAAGGCUGGACCUGUUGCGUCGUCGAAGGCGGGUGCUGGGCCUGCGUUGCUUGCGAAGAAGUCGAUGGGCGUGUUGCCUAAGAAGGCAGCGGAACCUGGCGCGAAGGCGGCGGCUGAAGCGGGUUUGAAGGCAGGGGAGGGCGAGUCAGAGGCGAAGGCAGCAGAAGGCGGCGAUGCGAAGGCUGGACCUGUUGCGUCGUCGAAGGCGGGUGCUGGGCCUGCGUUGCUUGCGAAGAAGUCGAUGGGCGUGUUGCCUAAGAAGGCAGCGGAAGCUGGCGCGAAGGCGGCGGCUGAAGCGGGUUUGAAGGCAGGGGAGGUCGAGUCAGAGGCGAAGGCAGCAGAAGGCGCCGAUGCGAAGGCUGGACCUGUUGCAUCGUCGAAGGCGGGUGCUGGGCCUGCGUUGCUUGCGAAGAAGUCGAUGGGCGUGUUGCCUAAGAAGGCAGCGGAACCUGGCGCGAAGGCGGCGGCUGAAGCGGGUUUGAAGGCAGGGGAGGGCGAGUCAGAGGCGAAGGCAGCAGAAGGCGGCGAUGCGAAGAGCGUGUCUGGGGUCGAUGCGAAGGCUGGACCUGUUGCGUCGUCGAUGGCGGGUGCUGGGCCUGCGUUGCUUGCGAAGAAGUCGAUAGGUUUGUUGCCUAAGAAGGCAGCGGAACCUGGCGCGAAGGCGGCGGCUGGAGCGGGUUUGAAGGCAGGGGAGGGCGAGUCAGAGGCGAAGGCAGCAGAAGGCGGCGAUGCGAAGAGCGUGUCUGGGGUCGAUGCGAAGGCUGGACCUGUUGCGUCGUCGAAGGCGGGUCCUGGGCUUGCGUUGCUGGCUACGAAGGCUCGCGGCGUUCCCUUAGCGAAAAGCGCUGCUGGCGGUUUGGGGAAGGAUGAGAUCAGUGAGAGGUCAGCCUCAAAACAAAAGGUGUUGAAAGGCGAUUCUAGUUUUGUUUUAUCCAACGGCAUUGAGUCUGAGGAGCAGGCACGCUUGUCCUAUGGUGAGAACUAG